AUGACUGCUCAAGAGUUGACUCCGUCUUCCUUUACUGUAUCGCCAAUUCUAACGCCAGCUCCAUCACUGCAGUAUGACGCGACCAACUCAAGCCUCAACAUCCGUCAUAUGGAGUUGUUCAGCAACUUCAUGCUGGAGACAAUGCCAGGCCUCGAUAUGAAUGGUAUCGUCGAUCUCGGUCUGAUGCGUACCGUAAUGCCAGCUAUACUUUCGACUCCAUAUCUGCUGCUCCAGGUCCCUGCGCUCUCGGCUCUACAUCUGAGCCACACAAAACCCAUGCAAGGUAUCUCUUACCAUGCUGAUGCUACGUCGCUUCAGAUCGAGGCAUUAACCUCGUUCGAUGAGCAUCUUGGGAACAUCAACAGCGAAAAUUGCGAUACCAUACUGAUGUUCGCAAGCCUUCUUGGUACCCAUUCGCUUGCAGAGGCAGUCAUGACCUCGAAUAGUGAUGCGGAUGGUUUUCUCGACCGUUUCGUCACAUAUCUGAAUCUCCACCGUGGAGUUCAGACUGUCACCUCUCAAGCUUGGGCUUUGUUGUUGCAGUCCAAGAUCUCGCCCGUCUUGCAUCAUGCUAGUACUCAGUUGAGCCUCGCAGCGUCGCAUACCCCAGAACAAGCAGUUUUGGUUACGGAACAACUGAGUCGUCUGCUGGACGACGGCGAAAUGAGCCCAGAGAGCAAUACGGCAUGUCGCGAUGCUGUAUCCAGACUGAAGCUGAUGUACCAGGCUGACUACUUGGAAGUGCAAUGUCCAGAGACGAAGCAACGACCAUCCGGGCUGCUCUCGGCCUGGCCGGUCCUUUUAUCAGCGGUUUACACAGAUCUGUUACAGAAGCGUCAACCCGAAGCACUGAUCAUCCUCUGUUACUAUGCAGUGCUGCUACACCAGCGCCGUAGCGUGUGGUUCGUAGGAGAUUCGGGCCGUAUGCUGGUCGUGUCAAUCACAAAGUCGUUGGGCUCAUACUGGAGACACUGGCUCGACUGGCCCAACCAAGUCACCGGAGAUCCUCUCGUCUCAUGA
Molecule: messenger RNA, 1020 nt
Organism: Ascochyta rabiei
Lineage: Eukaryota; Fungi; Ascomycota; Dothideomycetes; Pleosporales; Didymellaceae
Exons: 1
Coding region: 1-1020 (339 amino acids)
Biological process (GO): regulation of transcription by RNA polymerase II
Molecular function (GO): DNA-binding transcription activator activity, RNA polymerase II-specific
Source: RefSeq, a predicted model, not a curated record